AUGUCAACGACGUCCGGCGGCAAGCCCCUGGUGACGGCCAUCACCAAGGACGCGGCCACCAAGCUGUACACGGCGCCGCUAAAGGACGCGCAGCCGCUGGUCCUCGACCUCUCCGGCCCGCUCCUCUGGUCCACGUGCGCCGCGGCGCACCCAAGCUACGAGUGCCACCACGCGGCGUGCGCAGACGCGCAAGCGCACCACCCGCCGGGCUACCCGCGCACGGGCCACGACGUGGCCGACGAGUCCAACCCGUUGCGCUGCAGGAUGGAGUCUGCAGUUUUUGUUUGGCCAAUGCAUAUUCUAACUGCACUCUAUAGGGACCUGGUUGGAAGGGGCAGACGAGGACAUGGUUUCAUGAUUGAGCAUAACAAAUUGGUUGAAAAUGACGGAGAGCUGGACAAACUUAAAGUAAAGAUCCAUUGUAGAACGACGCUAGUGCCAGGUGUCCGCAUAGACCUUGAAGUUUCAGGAGAGAGUAGAAGAGGGUUUGACGCAGAUUGUACCGCUAUCAUCGCAGUGGUUGAGGCAUUGAGGAUGCAGUAUGGCAUUUUCCCUGCAGAUUACAGUUAUGCUGUGAUAGCAGAAAAGAGGGGGAUCUUCAAUGAAAUGGGGGCAGCUCUUGAGGGGUUCAUCAAUGCAUAUUUCGAGAUGGAUGAUUCUAUUGCUGGAUACCAUAGCUCCAUAAUCAAUUUAACAGGUGCAUUAUCAAACUGGUUAACUAACAGCCAUACGACGGCAAGAGUAUACACAAAAGCAGCAGUAAGAGCUAUGAAUGUCUGGGCAACAAAAUGUGCAUCAGCAAUUAUGAAAGAAAGAACAGUGACUACAAAUGUAGUGUCAAUGCUGUCAGCUAAGGAACCACCUCCUGCUAGUUUAGUUCGUAUGGACAGGACCGCACCUAUGCCAAUGAAGCUGGAUUGGGAGGCAUCAUAUCAAGUGAUGAGGCUUGAGUUUGACACGGCUAUAGCAAAACUGGGGAUGGAAGUGUCCAAUAUUGAUGUGUCUGGGCUUGCUAAUGGGAAAUACACUGUGACACUGUUGCAGUGUCGUGUGAGCCGCAUAAGUUCACGGCCGAAGCAGAACACAGUCCAGUGGCUGCAAAAGCUAAACUCAUGUUCACAGCUCUUGGGUACAUCAACAAUGUGCUGGGAUACAGCAUCAUAG
This is a messenger RNA of Miscanthus lutarioriparius, 1164 nucleotides long. NCBI's taxonomy places the organism in Eukaryota, Viridiplantae, Streptophyta, Magnoliopsida, Poales, Poaceae. The record is from the annotation of a GenBank genome assembly.